Closterium sp. NIES-65 is the source of this 1293-nucleotide messenger RNA. The record is from the annotation of a GenBank genome assembly. Lineage: Eukaryota; Viridiplantae; Streptophyta; Zygnematophyceae; Desmidiales; Closteriaceae.
AUGACAGCUGGCGGGCCGGCAUCCCUGCAGCGCAUGCUGGCGCGCCUGGCCGCCGCGAAGCCCCUCCUGCCGUCCCUGCGCGGCGCCAAAGACGUGGCGGCGGUGCCGGUGGGGCAAAGACAAGGACAAGGACAAGGGGUGGGCAAGGACAUGGCGCCUUUUGAGUCGACUCAAAAGUCACAAGGGGUGGGCAAGGACAUGGCGCCUUUUGAGUCGACUCAAAAGUCACAAGGGGUGGGCAAGGACAUGGCGCCCCUCUUGCCCUCCCUGCGCGGCUUCAAAGAUGUGCCGCCUCCUUCCCUCCCCUCCGCGCGUGCCGCCAGAGACCUCUCUCACGCGCGUGCCCUGCCUUCAGAGGGGGGCGCACUGUCAUGUGCUGCCGGGGGUGCGGUUACGGGUGUUGCGGGUGUUGCAGGUGAGGUGGAUGGUGUGAGAGGUGGCAGUGGGGACGGUGCACCGACAGGUUCCAGUGAGAGGGUGGGGGGUGGCUACGAGGCGGAUUUGCCUGUGAUGUCUGCUUCUGACAUGCCUCACACAGAGGGGGCUCAGGCAGCCUGCGAGGUGGAUACGCCUCUGGUGUCUGCUCAUGAGGUGGCUCGCUCAGAGAGAGCAGGACCGGAAACUGCUGGGAGGCUGGAGGGGCUGGGCCGUGCAAAUGACUCAGCUGCUCGGGAGCAGAGCGAUGAGAGAGUGUUGUGGAGUGGGGGUGGGGAGGGGAGCAAAGAGGAGGUGGUGGAUGGGGGGGAAGGAAGUGGGUUAAGGAAAGGGGAGGGGGGGGGAGGGGUGGCAGGAGAGGGAGGGACGACGGCAGAGGGAGAGGGGAUGGCUAGAAGGGAAGGGGUUGAUGUGGUGGAGAGGGGUGGAGUAGGAGGAGGAGCGGUGGAGGUGGUUGUUAGUGCAGCUGCUUCUCUCGCUGAUGAUGUGGCAGCUGUUGCUUCCAGCUCUGACGUGGCAUCCAUGGGUUCUGGUGCUGACGUGGCAGGAGCACGGGUGGCGGUGGCUGACAGGGCAGGUGUGAGGAGGGCGCUGACGGGGCCAGCAGCACUGCUUGCUUUCAUCAACGAUGGAGCUGAGGACACUGCUGAAGAUGCUAGUAUCGGGGCAGCUACUACAGGGGAUGCACAAGCAAGCAUAUCAAGCCGGUUGCUCAGGCUUAUCUCUCCUCCCAGCCUGCUGUGGCAGUCUCAACAACCACUGCGGAAAAAGGAGGGUGGAUCUUCAGAGUUACCCAAUGGUAACAGGAUAGGAGAAGAACAGAGGUUGAGAUUGGAGGCGUGGCUCGAUGAUAAGUAA